AUGGGCAUAACAAGAACUGUCGUUAUAGGUUUUUUAUUGUUACUCGAAGCACCAAAUAAUCAAUGGAAUUUUGAAAGCUUUUACAGACCACAACCAGUUGAUGAAAAAGAUAAAGCAAAACAAACCUUUGAACCAGAAAAGAAACCCCAGGAUAAUUUAGCAAAUACAAAAGAUUCACCUGGACAACAGCAUGUAAUAAAUGCUGAUGGUCUCACUAUGGAAGAAUUAUCUCAGAUAUUAGCGGAAUAUUUGAAGGUAGGCGGUGUUAUAAAUCCCGAUAUACCAAUUGAUAUAAAUGAAAUUGUUAAAGAUUUUCAUGAUAAAGGCAAGCAAACUCAGCAAGACGUGGAGAUAAAAGAGGAAUCUGUCGAUGAGUCUAUGGAGCAACAAAUCGACAAAGUAGGAGAUAUAAUAGAGGAAAAUGGUGAAUUAGAUUUGUCUGAUGUCCAGUUCGAAGACUCUAGCGAUCCACUGACCGAAGACGACUCUAACUCAGAGAAGCCUCAAGUUGAUUCAGAUACAGAUAUAUAUAAUAAUAAUCCCAAACAACAAGUUUUGCAACAUGAUGAGUUAUAA
Scheffersomyces coipomensis is the source of this 576-nucleotide messenger RNA. RefSeq lists its product as uncharacterized. Bases 1 to 576 code for a protein of 191 amino acids. The transcript has 2 exons. The record is from RefSeq and is a predicted model, not a curated record. Lineage: Eukaryota; Fungi; Ascomycota; Pichiomycetes; Serinales; Debaryomycetaceae.